Molecule: messenger RNA, 588 nt
Organism: Chondrus crispus (carragheen)
Lineage: Eukaryota; Rhodophyta; Florideophyceae; Gigartinales; Gigartinaceae
Product: Sm protein, snRNP core protein, SmB
Exons: 2
Coding region: 1-588 (195 amino acids)
Biological process (GO): mRNA splicing, via spliceosome
Cellular component (GO): U5 snRNP; cytoplasm; U4/U6 x U5 tri-snRNP complex
Molecular function (GO): RNA binding
Source: RefSeq, a predicted model, not a curated record
AUGUCGCUCACAAAAAGCAGCAAAAUGCUGCAGUUUAUCAACUACCGCAUGCGAAUCACCCUGGAUGAUAGACGCACGCUCGUCGGACGCUUUCUCGCUUUUGACAAGCACAUGAAUGUCGUCUUGGCCGACUGCGAAGAGUUUCGCAAGGCGAAGAAAGCGGAAACCGAAGAGAGGCGCGCCCUUGGCCUUGUCCUUCUGCGGGGCGAAAGCGUCGUUUCGAUUGCAGUUGAGUCUCCCCCGGCGCCCAAGAAAGGGAAGCGAAGCGCAACGGCGGCUGGUCUGACCGCGCAACCCGAUCGACCUUCGCCGAUGGGUCGCGGCAUGGCAGCUCCAGGGCUCGCUGGUCCAGCGCCAGGACUCGGCGGGGGGAGUUUGGCAGCGAUGCAACCUCAACUGUCGUCGAACCCGCAACUUUAUCAGCCGCCUCCAUAUGGGCGCGGCGGUCCUCCUAUGCCGGCGUAUGGAAGGGGUAUGGCUCCGCCACUGGGGAUACCGGCGCCACAGGCGUACGGUAACGGAGUACGACCAGGGAUGCCUAUGCCACCGCCGCCGGGCUAUGGAAGAGGAAUGGUAAGUCCUAAAUAA